AUGCGUGCAUCGACAACCUAUACGAGCCUCCUCUGGUUCAUAUCCGGGACCACGGCCGCCAUACUUCCAGAAUACCUCUUACCUCCUAUCAUUGGCGACCUCAUGAACGAUGACAAGUCACAACCAGGAGCUCCACAGACCCCAGAGCUGCUCCAAGGAUCACCGUAUUGCGUCCAAGCUUACGAAAUCAACGCAGGAGACACCUGCUUCAGCAUCGCCAAGCAGCACGGCCUCGCCACUGAGCAGGUCACGAUCUGGUCGCCCGUGGUUCGCGACAACGGUUGCGACUCCCUCCCCGUCGGCGGCCGCGUCUGUGUGGCCGUGGCCAACGAGCCCGAGGCUCUCAGGUGGACCCCUGAGAAGCAGGCCUCGGCGAACGAGGCGGCCCGAAAGCAGAUGGAGGAGGAGGAGAAGAAGAAAAAGGAGGAGGAGGAGGCCAAGAAAAAGCAGGAAGAGGAGGAGCGUAAGAAAAAGGAAGAAGAGGACAGGAAGAAGAAGGAAGAAGACGAAAAGAAGAACAAGGCCGAGGAGCUUGAGAAGAAAAAGAUACCCAUGUGGCGAGAUGGCACGGUCAAGUGGCCCGACACAAAGGACGGCAAGUAUCCGUAUGUCUUUUAUGGCCGCGGCUCAGUGGCCUGGAGCAACAAGUGGGGUUAUACCAAGUACUUCAUGGAUCAGCCUAACCAGUAUAAGCAGGUGUAUAUCACCGACUACUGUGAUGAUCGUUGUACGUUCUGGACUUUGGAAGAGAUCAAGGAGCCGAUGGGCGAAAGGUUCACUCCAGGAAAGUGGCGUGAGAGAGCCAUGGGCGCGCCGUAG
Molecule: messenger RNA, 819 nt
Organism: Pyricularia grisea
Lineage: Eukaryota; Fungi; Ascomycota; Sordariomycetes; Magnaporthales; Pyriculariaceae
Exons: 3
Coding region: 1-819 (272 amino acids)
Source: RefSeq, a predicted model, not a curated record